AGGCGGUACCGCGCUCGAAGGGGGCGGGGAGCAGCAGCCCCGCCGCAGCGGCGGGCGGGGCCGAGACCGGCUGGAGGGGCGGCCUUCCGAGCGGGGGCGGGACCUGCACCCUUAGGGCCGACGCCCCUGUGCGGACCCAGAGCGGUCGCAGCGGUAGUCCAGAGCGGGCGCCUCGCAGGUGUCCAGACUGAAGGAAGCCCGGGGCGCAGAGGCAGCACCACCCACCCCAGUCCUGUCGUGCCGCCCAGAACUCCGCAGAUGACGCGACGGAGCCGGUGAAGGGACUGCUGCGCGCCCGGAGCUCCAGUUAAACAUUAACCCUCCGCUCCCCGGUCUCCGUGCAGCCUGCAGCUGCGCUCCUCCCGGGCUUCCCAGGGCACCAUGCCCGGCCUGUACUGCCCCUCCAGCUGGACGCCGCUGCCCCUCACGGACUCCUGGGUCCGGGCCUGCGCCAACGGACCCUGCCUCAGCCUGCGGGCCCGGCUCACCUACCACAACCCGCAGCCGCAGCCAGUGGACGGCGUGUUCGUGUAUCCUCUGGCCGAGGCUGAAGUGGUUUCGGGCUUCGAGGCGGAGGCCGCGGGACGGCGCGUCUCCUUCCAGCUGCAGAGUCGGCGCCGCUCGCAGGCCGCCUGCUGCAGCGCUCUGGGCCCCGCGCUGGGGGCCUCAACGCCCCGCCGCUGCGCGCAGGGUCAUCUUGUCUUGGAUCUGGCCCAGGCCCGGUCCACGCUGGUGCUGCCCACAGGCCUCAUCGCCGCGGCCGGCACCAUGACAGUGACCCUGCGGAGCAGCCGGGAGCUGCCCUCCAGGCCUGACGGGGUGCUGCGCGUGGCUCUGCCCUCUGUGCUCACCCCUCUGGCCCCACCAGGCCCACCGGGGCCCCCCAGGCCUCCGGGGCUCUGUGACGACAGCCCCACCAGCUGCUUCGGAGUGAGCAGCCCUCAGGGUGAAGGGCCAGCCUGGGAGGAGUCAGCUGCUCCUCGGGAUGUGUUCUUGGGCCCUGCCCGUUGCCCUGCUCCAUACACCUUCUCUUUUGAGAUGCUGGUGACUGGGCCGUGCCUGCUGGCAGGACUGGAGAGCCCCUCUCAUGCUCUUCGGGCUGAUGCCCCACCUCAUGCCAGCUCUGCAGCCACCAUCUGUGUCACACUGGCAGAGGGCCACCGCUGUGACCGGGCCUUGGAGAUCCUGCUGCACCCCAGUGAGCCUCACCAGCCCCACCUGAUGCUGGAGGCCGGCAGUCUGAGCUCAGCAGAGUACGAGGCCCGGGUGAGAGCCCGCCGGGAUUUCCAGAGGCUGCUGCGAAGGGACAGUGAUGGGGACCGGCAGGUGUGCUUCCUGCAGCGACGCUUCCACAAGGACAUCCUGCUAAACCCCGUGCUGGUACUGAGCUUCUGCCCGGACCUGAGCUCCAAGCCCGGACACCUGGGCACAGCUACACGGGAGCUCCUCUUCCUGCUGGAUGGCAGUAGUGUGGCACACAAGGAUGCCAUCGUUUUGGCUGUGAAGUCACUCCCGCCCCAGACGCUCAUCAACCUUGCCAUGUUUGGCAUCUCGGUGCAGCCCCUCUUCCCAGAGAGCCGGCCUUGCAGUGAUGAAGCUGUGCAGCUGAUCUGUGAGAGCGUUGAGACGCUACAGGCUGUAGACGGCACCCCGGACGUGUGGGCUGCUCUGGACUGGGCCCUGGGGCAGCCCCAGCAAAGGGCCCACCCUAGGCAGCUUUUCCUGCUCACCGCUGCCUCCCCCAUGGCCGCUGUGACCCACCAGACCCUGGAGCUCAUGAGGUGGCAUAGAGGGGCAGCCAGGUGCUUCUCCUUUGGAUUGGGGCGUGCCUGCCGCCAGCUGCUCCAGGGUCUGUCUGCUCUCAGCCGGGGCCAGGCCUACUUCCUGAGACCUGGGGAGAGGCUGCAGCCCAUGCUGGUGCAGGCCCUGAGGAAGGCACUGGAGCCCGCGCUGAGUGACAUCUCUGUGGACUGGUUUAUUCCGGAUGCAGUGGAGGCCCUGCUGACACCCCGGGAGAUCCCCGCGCUCUAUCCCGGGGACCAGCUUCUUGGUUACUGCUCACUCUUCAGGGUGGACAGCUUCCGGUCCCAACCCCCGGGGGGCCAAGAGCCUGGCUGGCAGAGCUUGGGUGGCUCGGUGUUCCCAUCCCCAGAGGAAGCACCAUCUGCCACCAGCCCUGGCACUGAGCCCACUGGCACCUCAGAGCCACUGGGAACAGGCACUGUGUCAGCAGAGCUGUCCAGCCCGUGGGCUGCUGGGGACUCAGAGCGGAGUACUGAUGCUCUGACAGACCCAGUCACGGACCCCGGACCUAAUCCCUCUUCUGACACAGCCAUAUGGCACCGCAUCUUUCAGUCCUCAUACAUCCGGGAGCAGUAUGUGCUCACCCACUGCUCUGCCAGCCCAGAGCCAGGCCCAGGCUCCACAGGCAGCAGCGCAUCCCCUGUCUCCCAGGGCCCGGGCUCCCCUGAGGGCAACACUCCCCUGGAUCCCCCUUCUCAGCAGGGCUGCCGAAGCCUAGCCUGGGGAGAAUCUGCCAGCUCCCGCUCCUGCCCCCUGCCUCCAUCUCCACUGGCUCCAGUCAAGACUGGGGCUUUGAGUGCUGAGGUGCUGGGCCGUCGACGCAGAGUGGCUCUGGUUGGCCGAAGCCUCUCAUCCCCCCAAGGCCGGGUGAACCCAGUCCCAGGGCGCCCCCGGCACCCCUCUCUAGGUGUAGUACCUGAUGGGCCAGGCCCUGAGCCAGGGCAGCAGCUGGGACAGGGCUUGGAUGACUCAGGAAACCUGCUCUCCCCAGCCCCCAUGGACUGGGACAUGUUGAUGGAACCACCCUUCUUGUUCACCGCUGUUCCCCUCAAUGGGGAGUUGGCCACUCCAGCAGCAGCACAGCCUCCCCAGGCUCCACGCUGCCAUGUGGUGAUCCGGGCCUUGUGUGGGGAGCAGCCCAUGUGCUGGGAGGUGGGUGUUGGGUUGGAGACGCUGUGGGGGCCUCAGGAUGAUGGCUCCCUGCCUCCGUCACCCCCCGAAAGAGAUAAUGCUUGGGACCAAGCACUCCAUCGACUGACAGCAGCUUCUGUGGUUCGGGACAAUGAGCAGCUGGCUCUUCGAAGAGGGGGUGAGACCAGGGCUGACCGGGGUCACGCCCGGAGGUCCUGGCUCCGAGCCCUUCAGACAAGUAAGGUCAGCUCUGCCCCUUCUUGCUUCACCUGUCCUGUAGCUGUGGACGCUACCACCAGGGAGGUCCUACCCUCAGCCCUGCAGGUGCAGAGCUCAGAGCCAGCUGAACCUGCAGGUACUCCUCCUAUCUCUCAAAGCCAUGUAGAUGCAGCUCCUUUCCCCACAGUUGUCCACUCUAAAGACUCUUUGGCAGGUGGCUGGGGCCCGGACCAAACUGGCAACUCCAGUUCUGCUUUGGGGGACCAUGCAGCCCCCAUAGGAGGGUCUCAUCGCCCGCUUCCCCGGCCUCCCUCUCGGAUCAGCCUAGGCCAUUGGAAGUCCAGAGGCCCAGACAGCCACAGACCCUGCAGCCCCAACACGGGCCAAGUCAAUGACAGCAACAGUGAAGGCAGCGGCCACGACUACCUGCCCUUGGUGCGCUUGCAGGAGGCGCCCGGCUCCUUCCGCCUGGACGCUCUGUUCUGUGCAGCGGUGCGCAUCUCGCAGGAGCGCCUGUGCCGUGCCUCACCCUUUGCUGCGCACCGGGCCAGCCUCAGCCCCACCUCGGCCUCCUCUCCCUGGGCACUUCUAGCCCCCAGCGUUGGCCAGGGUGGCAGCGCCACAGCCUCUUGCAGCCCGUCCCCCAGCUCGGGUUCCGAGGGUCCGGGCCAGGUGGACAGUGGGCGGGGAUCAGACACUGAGGCCUCAGAGGGGUCGGAAGGGCCUGGUGGCGCUGACCUGAGGGGCCGGACUUGGGCCACGGCUGUGGCGCUUGCGUGGCUGGAGCACCGCUGUGCGGGGGCCUUUGGCGAGUGGGAACUGGCAGCUGCGAAGGCUGACUGUUGGCUGCGGGCGCAGCACCUGCCCGACGGCCUGGACCUGGCCAACCUCAAGGCUGCAGCCCGUGGUCUCUUCCUGCUGCUGCGUCACUGGGACCAGAACCUGCAGCUCCACUUGCUGUGCUACAGCCCCGCAAACAUGUGACGGUCACCCACUGCUCCGGCUGGCACCCUCCCCAACCAACUCAAAGUCACUGCCACCCAGAGCCGGCCUCUCGGUGCUGGGAAGGGGUGGGCUGGCGACAGCCUGUCCCCACUGCUUCUCAUUCCCUCCACAGAAUCCU
Molecule: messenger RNA, 4276 nt
Organism: Bubalus bubalis (water buffalo)
Lineage: Eukaryota; Metazoa; Chordata; Mammalia; Artiodactyla; Bovidae
Gene: VWA5B2
Product: von Willebrand factor A domain containing 5B2
Exons: 21
Coding region: 382-4137 (1251 amino acids)
Source: RefSeq, a predicted model, not a curated record